UUCCCAGCCACCUCUGAGGCCUCUGGACAGGGACUGCACCUCCCUCCUCUCUCAGCAAGGGGGCUCCAGACACUGCCCCAGCAGGGAAGUCUGGUGGCCUGGGCGUUCGGACAGGCCCUUGGGAAUGUCCAGGGCUCCAGGAAGAGAUGUCCUUGUGGCUGGAGGCCCCUGUGUCUGAUGUUCUUCCUGACUCUGCAGGGGAGCUGUGGAAACUGGAUGCACAGGAUGCAGGCAGCCAGGCCCUGAGAGGCAGCAGCUGCAUCCCCAUGGAGGAAGCCAGCAUGCCCCACUCGGCAGGGGGCACCUCGGGGGUGGGGCUGGAGGCGGCAGAGCCCACAGCCCUGCUCCCUGGAGUGAGGGCCCCUCCGGAGUCAACAGAGCUCCGUCCACAAAAGCGGAAAAAGGGGCCAGCCCCCAAAAUGCUGGGGAAUGAGCUGUGCAGCGUGUGCGGGGACAAGGCCUCCGGCUUCCACUACAACGUGCUGAGCUGUGAGGGCUGCAAGGGGUUCUUCCGCCGCAGUGUCAUCAAAGGGGCGCAAUACGUCUGCCACAGUGGGGGCCACUGCCCCAUGGACACCUACAUGCGUCGCAAGUGCCAGGAGUGUCGCCUUCGCAAAUGCCGCCAGGCUGGCAUGCGAGAGGAGUGCGUCCUGUCGGAGGAACAGAUCCGACUGAAGAAACUGAAGCGGCAAGAGGAGGAGCAGGCUCAGGCCACAUCCCUGUCCCCAAGGGCAUCCUCACCUCCCCGAGUCCUGCCCCAGCUCAGCCCAGAGCAACGGGGCAUGAUCGAGAAGCUGGUGGCUGCCCAGCAGCAGUGUCACAGGCGCUCCUUCUCUGACCGGCUCCGAGUCACGCCUUGGCCCGUGGCGCCGGACCCCCAGAGCUGGGAGGCCCGGCAGCAGCGCUUCGCCCACUUCACCGAGCUGGCCAUCGUCUCCGUGCAGGAGAUUGUUGACUUUGCCAAACAGCUGCCCGGCUUCCUGCAGCUCAGCCGGGAGGACCAGAUCGCCCUGCUGAAGACCUCUGCAAUCGAGGUGAUGCUUCUGGAGACAUCGAGGAGGUAUAACCCCGGGAGUGAGAGUAUCACCUUCCUCAAGGAUUUCAGUUAUAACCGGGAAGACUUUGCCAAAGCAGGACUACAAGUGGAGUUCAUCAACCCCAUCUUCGAGUUCUCCAGAGCCAUGAAUGAGCUGCAACUCAAUGAUGCCGAGUUUGCUUUGCUCAUUGCCAUCAGCAUCUUUUCUGCAGACCGGCCCAAUGUGCAGGAUCAGCUCCAAGUAGAGAGGCUGCAACACACCUAUGUGGAGGCCCUGCAUGCCUACGUCACCAUCCACCACCCUCAUGACCGACUGAUGUUCCCACGGAUGCUAAUGAAGCUGGUGAGCCUCCGGACACUGAGCAGCGUCCACUCAGAGCAAGUGUUUGCCUUGCGCCUGCAGGACAAAAAGCUUCCCCCGCUGCUCUCUGAGAUCUGGGAUGUGCACGAGUGAUCCCCCGUAUCUUCUGUUUUCUGGGCUGGCAGAGGCCCCAUGGCUGCCUCCUAGAGGUGGAACAGACUGAGUAGGGCAAACAUUCCUGGGAGCUGGGCAAAGGAGAUCCUCAUGUGGCAUUAAAGGAGAGUCAAAGGGU
This is a messenger RNA of Artibeus jamaicensis (Jamaican fruit-eating bat), 1629 nucleotides long. It is a transcript of the gene NR1H3, whose product is annotated as nuclear receptor subfamily 1 group H member 3. The record is from RefSeq and is a predicted model, not a curated record. Gene Ontology annotation, biological process: positive regulation of transcription by RNA polymerase II; negative regulation of transcription by RNA polymerase II; cell differentiation. Gene Ontology annotation, molecular function: RNA polymerase II cis-regulatory region sequence-specific DNA binding; zinc ion binding; nuclear receptor activity. Lineage: Eukaryota; Metazoa; Chordata; Mammalia; Chiroptera; Phyllostomidae. The coding region runs from base 147 to 1490 and encodes 447 amino acids. The transcript is spliced from 10 exons.